Molecule: messenger RNA, 660 nt
Organism: Linderina pennispora
Lineage: Eukaryota; Fungi; Kickxellomycota; Kickxellomycetes; Kickxellales; Kickxellaceae
Exons: 1
Coding region: 121-522 (133 amino acids)
Source: RefSeq, a predicted model, not a curated record
CACCUAUCUCAUUGUGGCAUUCUCUCUCUACACUGAAUAUUAAUAGCCUUGCUGGUGGAUAAUUUUUUGGAACAGGUGCCGGCCAUUAUAUAUGGUCCUGUACCUUCAGCAGGUUGCCAUAUGUAUAACUAUCAUGAGGUAGUUGAGAUAGCGACUGUGUGCUGCUGCUGGAAAGGCUACCUGGGUCUGUAUCUCUACCGCAGUAUCAUAGUCAAAGCAAACUGGGUCAGAAGUGCAUCAUACCAGCAAAUAUUCACUUCAAACAUUGGUGCCAUUAUCUCUUCUGGCAUCUCCUAUCUUACCAAAAGAACUCCAUGUCAUCGUAACUGGACUCAUGCAUAUCUCUACUCUUAUUUCCAAUAUGGAAUAUCCUCAUAUUUAGUGCAGUGCAAUAGGGGCGUGUUAGGUAUGUCCAACUCAAAGGCAACUUCUACACUUGUAGCCAGUUGGAAGAUGAGUUUGUUGACUCAAUGGUCCAAGUUGUUAACAUAUAUUCUACCAAAUAGUCAAGAAGUGGAAUGAAACUUGCACCUAAGCAAUCAAUAUAUCAGCUUUGGUAUCCAAACCAGGCUAGCUAACCACUACUUGCCUAAUAUCAGCUCAUUCCAGCAUCAAGGGAGAAGAGCCCUAACUCAGAGUAUUGGUGUCAUUCCAAACAGC